UUCAGGAUGAUGGUGAGGGAGGAGGAGAAGAAGAGGAGGAAGGUCAGGACGCGUUCGGAGGUGGAGCUGGAGAACUUCCUGCUGCGCCGGGAGCUGGACGAGCUGAGGGAGUGUGGCAUGAAGUUCCGGGCCUCGCCGGCGCCCGCCCACACUCGCCUGCCGCUCUACGACGUCAUCAGCCGACGCCUCAGCCAGCGGCCUGGUUACCAUCCCGGUAACCACAGAGUUAACUUCGGUAAUUAUCAGUGUGUCACGGUCAGCGGUGGCAACCAGCGGGCCUCCUCCUGCUCACCCCAGAGACCGUUCAGCUUCCUGGAGAGAGAGAGGAGGAAGAGGGAGCAGAGGAUUGAAGUGGAACUGGGGAACCUGGUGGCCAAAGAGGAGAGGAGGGCAUUCAAGGCCAGGCCAGUGCCCAGGUCUGUGUACUACAGCCACAGCGCCACCCACAGGCAGCAGAGCAAAGUGCAGCAGCAGCUGACGAGUCAGAAGAAAGUGAAGAAUAUGACCCACCAACACAGCACGCGAUCUACACCAGGCUUGCGGGCCGAGGGUCCAGGAGAGAAGAGGGGGGACACAGAGGAGGGCGAGGACCAGGGCCUAACGCUUGUGGAGAAAGAGAAGAGUUUUCGCCUAAAAAAGGAGGGACUCCCGUCCUACGACAGCAAUAGUUACUGGCGGUCUCAGAGCCGGAGCAGGCGUCCGUCGAUCAAGAUGGGGACGGGGGGACCUAGGAAGCAGCUUGAGCUCCAGAUAGACAUGGAGUCGGAGAGGAGGAAGGAUAGAGAGAGGGAGUUGUCUUACAUCGACCCACUCUGUACCCCUGGCAGCCCCAACAACCUAUGUUCGUCUCUCGUCAGUCAGGAGGACCUCCCUCUCCCAGCAGGCAAAACAGACUACAUCAGUGUGUGUAACAGCCGUGAUCAAGUCAUCGAAAGUGUUCUGUAAAGGGUUCAUUCAUUUUGGUCCAAGUCAAGACCUGUAUCAAGUGUUCUGUAAAGGGUUCAUUCAUUUUGGUCCAAGUCAAGACCUGUAUCAAGUGUUCUGUAAAGGGCUCAUUCAUUUUGGUCAAAGUCAAGACCUGCAUCCUCUACCACUAAACAUGUUAACUCCUGUCUCUCUGGGUCAUCCUUUACGUGUACAGAGCCUUCAGAAAGCAUUCAUAUCACUUGACUUAUUCCACAUUUUGUUG
Messenger RNA from Oncorhynchus gorbuscha (pink salmon), 1189 nucleotides. RefSeq names its product protein FAM161A-like. NCBI's taxonomy places the organism in Eukaryota, Metazoa, Chordata, Actinopteri, Salmoniformes, Salmonidae. Gene Ontology annotation, biological process: cilium organization. The record is from RefSeq and is a predicted model, not a curated record. The transcript is spliced from 2 exons. The coding region runs from base 7 to 945 and encodes 312 amino acids. Gene Ontology annotation, cellular component: cilium.